Messenger RNA from Mucor mucedo, 327 nucleotides. RefSeq lists its product as uncharacterized. The transcript has 3 exons. Bases 1 to 327 code for a protein of 108 amino acids. The record is from RefSeq and is a predicted model, not a curated record. Lineage: Eukaryota; Fungi; Mucoromycota; Mucoromycetes; Mucorales; Mucoraceae.
AUGAAGAGUGACCUACUGGAACUAUUGGCCAAUGUCAAUACAGACCCAUUAGCCAGGAAAAAAAGCAGAGAGUCUUCUAAAUGGAAUUCCAUGUAUCGAAAAAACGUUAACAAUUACUUUAAUAACAAUGGAAAAAGAAGCAACGGCAUUUUUAACACUCCUGGUGGCAAAUCCACAAAUUUCACAAAUAGAUUGUUAAAAACAACUAUUCCAAACCAAGGAAAUGAAGAUUCAGACUUGCAAGACAGAGAGGAUGUAGAAGACGAGGAGCAAUUACAAACAUUGUUUUUGCAGAAGAAGACAAUGCUGAACUAUACUCCAGACUGA